This is a messenger RNA of Aplysia californica (California sea hare), 2102 nucleotides long. Its product is annotated as threonine synthase-like 2. The record is from RefSeq and is a predicted model, not a curated record. The coding region runs from base 165 to 1586 and encodes 473 amino acids. Gene Ontology annotation, biological process: 2-oxobutyrate biosynthetic process; dephosphorylation. Gene Ontology annotation, molecular function: pyridoxal phosphate binding. NCBI's taxonomy places the organism in Eukaryota, Metazoa, Mollusca, Gastropoda, Aplysiida, Aplysiidae. The transcript is spliced from 10 exons.
GACUGGUCUCGCCCUCUCUCCUGGAGAAUAUAAAGGCCUGUAGAAAACUGUGCGAUAUCAGUGCAGUGAUUGAUAACAGGCCGUGGCCUUCUGAAUCCUGUGGGUCUGUUCUCCCGCCAUAUUUUAUAGCCUACGUUAUUAGCUGACAGAGGUAUUUGCUGACCAUGAAGUACCGAAGCACUCGUGGGGAUGUGAAAGGUGUUUCCUUUAAGGAUCUCCUCCUCUCUGGAUAUGCAAGCGACGGCGGCAUGUUGUUGCCUGAGAGUUUUCCUCAAGUGUCCACCGAGUCACUGAGAAGCUGGGCCGGACUCACAUACGAGCAACUUGCUUAUGAGGUGAUCUCUUUAUUCAUCACUGAGGAGGACAUUCCAGCAGAUGAUCUCAAAGGUGUGCUACAGAGAGCCUUCUCCACGUUCACAGUUCCUGAUGUUGUCCCCUUGACUCAUCUGGCUGAUGGUCUGACAGUUGUGGAGUUGUACCAUGGCCGGAGCCUUGCCUUCAAGGACUUAGCCAUGAGCUGCAUGGGCCAGUUCUACAACUAUUUCCUCAGCAAGUCAAAGCAGCACAUGAAUCUAGUUGUCUGCACCUCGGGAGACACUGGUAGUUCAGCCAUUGAGGCAGUGCGAGGCAUGAGCCAGGUGGACAUUAUGGUAAUUCUGCCUCGUGAUCGCUGCACCGUCAUACAGGAGCGACAGAUGACCACAGUUUUGGACAGCAAUGUUCACGUCUACAGAGCUGAUGGAAGUUCUGAUGACAUUGACAUAGUUGUGAGGAAGCUAUUUGCAGACACGUCUUUUGUAAGCACCAAUAAUCUUGGCUCUCCCAGCUCUCUCAACUUUGCUCGGAUCCUGAUACAGCUUGUGCACUUCUUUUAUACCUAUUUGAAAUUGUGCCCUUCAGCAGACAAAGAGGUUGAAUUGAUCCUCCCGACAGGUGGUGGUGGGAAUGUGACAGCUGGGACAAUCACCAGGAAAAUGGGUCUUCCUGUGCGGUUUGUGUGUGCAGUGAACAAGAACAACAUCUUGUCCCGGAUCAUGGACGAUGGUCAGUGCGAGCUUGGCGAGGUUGAGGGCACCCUGGCUCCUGCAAUGGACAUUCAGUUUGCCUACAACCUAGAGCGUGUGUGGUAUUUAUGCAGUGGUGAGGACGGAGAUGCCAUUAAGAAAAUCAUGGCCCAAGUGGACAAUAACCAAGUCAGGAUUCCUGCCAAUAUUUUGAAUGAGAUGAAAUCCUUUGUGAAAGUGUACACCGUGUCUGGGGAUGAAGAAAUCAAGACAACGAUCAGUCGCUGUUGGCGAGAGAAUCAGUACAACAUUUGUCCUCACACUGCUGUUGGAGUUUCUUACUUUUACCAGAAGCUCUCAGAUGGCACCAACAGCAGUUCACCGUCUGCAGUUCUUGCCACAGCAUCCCCACUCAAAUUCCCAGAGGCUAUCCGGGCAUCCGGCGUUCCCGCUCCGACAUCAGAGAAAAUAGAAACUGUCCUUUCAGCUCCAACCCGCUUUGUGGAUCUGGAAAAAUCACAGGACUGGACGGAAAUUGUGAAACAGAAAAUGAUUGAAGCAACCAAGAGCUAUGGUUGUUGAGAAUUAUGAAGUUCUUCUCUAAGUUAGCAGUAAAAAAGAUGGACUGUCAACUUACAUUUUUUUAAACUUAUGAUAGAAAACAGCUUACAUAUAUUUUUUUAUGAGUACCUUUUACUUAUAUGAGAUAUUUUGAGCCAAGGUAUAUGAUUUUAAAGUUUUGAAAUGACAAUUGUGCAAUAAAUGAUAUGACGAAAAGAUGUGAUAUGUUUAUAUUUAGCCUUGAAUUUAUCAUGUGAAGAUACCAGUAUAAAAUUGUCAGGUCCCUCAGCUUGACUGCUGUACUUGGUUUUGACAUCAGUUUGGAAGUUUGAUUUGGCAGUCUAUGUGGGUUUUGUAUCUUGUUAUAUGUUGCACAAUCCUACAUGAAAGGAAUUUUGCUGUUAUACUUGUAAAUCUUGUGCAGAGUGCUUUGGUUGUGAUCAGUACCUCAGAGUCAGAUUACAGGCUGGCUCAGACUGGAACUAGAGAGGAAUGCAUAUAUGAAUGCUUAGCAAUAAACAUGAAAUGAUUACACAC